CGAUACCGCGACCUCUCCAAUCCCCGACUUCGAGUAUCCGCCGACCGUAUAUUUUCCCUUGUCUGUUGGGUCGUCCAGUUAAUAAUUCGCCAAAAUGUCUAAGAGAGGUCGUGGCGGUGCCCAAGGCAACAAACUCAAGAUGACUCUCGGUCUGCCAGUUGGCGCCGUGAUGAACUGCUGCGAUAACUCCGGCGCUCGAAACCUUUACAUCAUCUCCGUGAAGGCCUGGGGUGCUCGCCUCAACCGUCUUCCCGCUGCUGGUGUCGGUGACAUGGUUAUGGCGACCGUGAAGAAGGGAAAGCCCGAGUUGAGAAAGAAGGUCAUGCCCGCUGUUGUUGUCAGACAGAGCAAGCCAUGGAGACGUCCCGACGGCAUUUACUUGUACUUCGAGGAUAACGCUGGUGUGAUCGUCAACGCAAAGGGUGAAAUGAAGGGUUCGGCUAUCACAGGUCCUGUUGGAAAAGAAGCUGCCGAAAUGUGGCCUCGUAUUGCUAGUAACUCCGGCGUUGUGAUGUAAAUUGGGAUUCUCAAAAUAAAAUCAUGAAUACAAAUUCUAGGCGUUUGAUGUGAUACGCAAAUUCAAUAUUCCAAUUCUCAAAUUUCCAGGAUCUUACCGUGUGUUUAUUCCAUCUACAUGCUCCUACGGCCUCCUUUUGCCUGUGCUCAAAUCACUCGCUAUACCGUUCGCGCCCGACAAAAGGAGAGUAAGGGACAACGCCAUCGAGUAAGUCGAGUCGACGUCCUACAUUCAUUAUAGGCGGUGCCAUACGUGAACGUUGCCGAUGGUUACAGAUGCGCUCCAACGAUUCUUGCUCUGCCAAUGCUCUCGAAUGCCAGGAUGUUUAUACUGAUUUGUUUUUUAAUCGUAUCUCAAUACACCUCCGCAAUAGAGACUCUUUAGGCACUC
Messenger RNA from Coccidioides posadasii C735 delta SOWgp, 907 nucleotides. It is a transcript of the gene RPL23A, whose product is annotated as 60S ribosomal protein uL14. Gene Ontology annotation, molecular function: structural constituent of ribosome; large ribosomal subunit rRNA binding. Gene Ontology annotation, cellular component: ribosome; cytosolic large ribosomal subunit. Lineage: Eukaryota; Fungi; Ascomycota; Eurotiomycetes; Onygenales; Onygenaceae. The record is from RefSeq and is a predicted model, not a curated record. Gene Ontology annotation, biological process: translation.